CGCGCUCAUCCCGACGUCGUGGCCAUUUUGCUGUCCGUUGAUAAGUCCGCGCGAGCGAGGUAUUAGCAUACCGACUGGUUUUCCCAAGCUGCGUUAUUCGAAAAGUGCGAAAAUUAAAAAAGAGUAUUUACGAAAUUGCAAUUGUCGCUCGAGCGGUUACUUCGCGCGGAUGUGCUCGCGGGGACAAGGAAGGAGACGAAACGCCUGGUGACCGUACCUGAGGUAUGUGCAUACACGCGAUUAGAGGUUAACGUCGCAGCCUCCCGUUUUUUACGAGCCGCUCGUUCGUCCACGCCUAUAUAGAGAAGUCCUGCGAUACGUUUUUCACGAGUUGGCUGGGAUGCUACACGCGAAUUUGUCUUUUGACUUAUGGAUUUAUUUACCUUCGAGCUGCUGAGACUAAUGAAUUGAUCCGAUUGUGUGAUGCACAGUAUUUUCGCCAAUUUCGAAUGCUAAUAUAUAGGGUACUAUAUGUAUAUGCAGCAAAUUGUCAAAAAAAUUUCGCACCAAAUUAGUGUCUUACACAUACUCUAUUUGUAAGCCCUUAACUUGGUCAUGGACUCUCAAUUACAAAGCAUAACAGUGAACUGAGUUUAGGAAUGAAACAUAAAGUGUAAAAUAUAUGAGUAUAGGCAAAGAUGGAAGUUGAUACAAAUGUAUGCCAGAUUUUGGAGCAGGCUGAUGAAGGUGAAGAAAUCAUCUUAGAGCCUGAAGGAGGGUGCGAAGAGGGAGAAGAAAUUGAAGAGAUUGUAGAAAUUAUUGAAGAAAUUGAGGAGGUUGAAGAAAAUGAGGAGGUAGGGGAUGUUGAAGAACUUGAAGAAGUUGAACAAAUUGAGCAACUUGAAGAAGAGGAAGAAAUUCAAGAAGCUCCUAUUGUAAAGACUACUAAUGGUACAUAUGUUCAUAAAGAAAAUUAUAUGAACAACAAUCAAAAGAACAAAGUAAAUACUAUUUUCCAACAGCCCAGUAGCAGCCAAGAAAAAUCUAAUAUUCAAGUACACUAUGAUGCAUCUGCUGAUUGGGAAGAUGACGAGUAUGAACAAGAAGAACAAGACAAUUCUGAAGAGCAUAUCGUACAAGAGUCAGCAUCAAACAGCCAAGAUUUUAAUACAUAUGCAACCUAUAGCAAUGGUGGAGAUGGUGAAAUCGUGCACACUGAUGAGGGGACACAAAACUCUCAAACACAAGAUAGUUAUGAACAUAGUCUGAACCAAGAGAAUAGCGUAGAUAGUCAACAGCACAAAAUUGUUCAAAAUCCAGAAAAUAAUCUUAUUUACACUGUGCUAGAACCUAAGAAACAAGCUAAACAAGCUUCACAAGACACUAGGUCGUCGGAUCUUGAAUUUGUAGAGGUGCAAAGGUACAAAGAUGAAAAUUUACCAGAAGAUGGAACCAUUUAUUAUGCUGUGAAUGACGAUGGUACUUAUGUUCAGGCUGUUGAAGGUAAUCAGCAGUACCAGUUCGUCAACCAAGAACAAAUGGAAACUGAGAACCAGGAAUGGGAGGCAGCCAAUCAAAAUGCAGAGGAACAACCAGAACAGGCAGAACAAGAUCAAAUCUUUUUACAUGAAGAUGAAGAUGGUCAACUUUAUUUUAAAAAUGAGCACGGGCAAUUACAGCCUGUUUACCUCACGCCUGAUGGAAGUUACGCUAUAGUAGAAAAUAGCAGUGACGAACAAGAUAGUCAGGAAGGUCCAACUCGCAUGGAAGAAGAGCCAGUAGACACAGAUAAUUACGUUCUUCCUGAUUUAGAUUUAAAACCAUAUACCAGUUCCAAAAAGCAACGUUUAAAUGAUCCAUCACAAGACGAUGACGAUAGCACAGUAACAAUAUCAUUGAUAAUUUCGGAAGAUGAGAAUGGACAAAAAAGAACUCAAGUGAUAAUACCAACAGCUGCUGACUCUAAAUGUAAUAUAUGCAACAAGACGUUUAAGACAUCAUUACAGUUACUCAAACAUAAUAGACUUAAACAUGCAAGAGAAGAAGAUAUCACAACACGGAACUUUCCUUGUGAUUUAUGUCCUAAAAGAUUUACUGAUCAAAAUUCUUUGGCUCGUCAUAGAAAAACGCAUACAGAAGCUCGACCAUUCCAAUGCCUCGAAUGUCAUAAAUCUUUCCCAACAGCCAAUACUCUAAGAAAACAUUUGGCAAUGCAUAAUCCAGAUUCACAGCCAUUGCCAUGUAUUUAUUGCGGACGUAGAUUUUCAGAUAAGAUAAGUCUUCAAAAACAUGAGCAAUCGCAUUUAGCCGGUGAAAAAAGGACGCACGUUUGUGAUAUUUGUCAAAAGUGCUUCUCAAAUAUUAAUGACUUGAAUAUUCACAAGAAAAAUCACGACCCGGACAGAAAAUUCGACUGUGAAGUCUGCGGCCGAGAGUUUAAUCGAUUAAAUAAUUUGCAACGGCACAUGAUGGUUCAUCAACAACAAGGAGCAAAUGAAGAAAUUUUAUCAUGUAACGUUUGCGGUAUUACGUAUAAAUUUUCAAGUUCGUUGACUCGGCACAUGGUGACAACCCAUAUGAAUCCUGAAAAACUUCGACAGCAAGCCGAGGAGCAGAGAAGGAAACGCGAAAGCAAUUAUCGUCGUUACCUGGAAAAUAGGAAAACCUAUGAAACCCAGCAACCAAAGCGCCCUUAUCGCCGUUCUACUGGUAGAUUGAUGGAUGAUCAAGAUGACGAUGAAGCAGAUUGAUUGAUAUGUUUGAUAUAGUGGCUGGUUAUACUAGUCGAACAUUAGUCCGAAAAGACAAAAACUAAAUUCGAUUCAUAAAUAAUUUUUAAUUGACUUCUUUUUUUCCGUUAAAGAUGAACCAACUUUUUAAAAGAUAGAAAAUAUAUAAAAAUUUAACUAACAUGUAAGUUAUGAUGUGAAAAAGAAAUACUACCCCACAGAUUAUAGAGAUCUAUCUAUAAAUAAUUCAACAGAAUACAUUUGUGGAAUAUUUUAAACAAUAGAUAUAUGUUCUAAAAUUACAAGUGUGUAUAUAAAAACUAUCACACCGAAUAAAAUUUCGUUUUGUUUUGAAAUUUGUAAAAAAAAUUUGUGGAUUAGUUUAUUUUUUUUUAUUUAAGUUAUUACAUAACUUUUGAAAAUAUACAUGUUUUCCAAUUGUAUGAGUGCAAAAGUAUGUACAAAAAUAUUCAUUUUUAAGGCGAAGACUGUCUUAUUUGUAUUAUUUACAUAAUGUUUCCAGAGUCUUAUAAUAAGCAUAUUUUAUGUCGUACUCCAUGUCAUACCAAUAAUUUACAGCAAUGCAAGCAUGCGAUUGUUUUACAUGAUGAAACCACAGUGAAGGUAAAUAAAGAAUGUCACCUUUACUCACUUUAA
Nasonia vitripennis (jewel wasp) is the source of this 3326-nucleotide messenger RNA. RefSeq names its product zinc finger protein 394. Gene Ontology annotation, cellular component: nucleus. Gene Ontology annotation, biological process: regulation of transcription by RNA polymerase II. The record is from RefSeq and is a predicted model, not a curated record. NCBI's taxonomy places the organism in Eukaryota, Metazoa, Arthropoda, Insecta, Hymenoptera, Pteromalidae. The transcript is spliced from 7 exons. The coding region runs from base 639 to 2690 and encodes 683 amino acids. Gene Ontology annotation, molecular function: DNA-binding transcription activator activity, RNA polymerase II-specific; RNA polymerase II cis-regulatory region sequence-specific DNA binding.